This is a messenger RNA of Chaetomium globosum CBS 148.51, 1206 nucleotides long. RefSeq lists its product as uncharacterized. The record is from RefSeq and is a predicted model, not a curated record. Lineage: Eukaryota; Fungi; Ascomycota; Sordariomycetes; Sordariales; Chaetomiaceae. The transcript is spliced from 2 exons. The coding region runs from base 1 to 1206 and encodes 401 amino acids.
AUGAGGAUAGUACGGAGUACGCUCCCUGUUUGUUUGUUAGCACAAAACUUGAAAUGGUCAAACCAGCUGGAACUCACCAGCCCAGGGAGAGGCACCAGCCCCGUCAGACCGAAGGAGUCUGCCAGGUUCCUGGGAGUCUGGCUGGACCGGAAGCUCAACUGGAAAGCCCACCUUGCAGCGGUGGAGAGGAAGCUGAGGACCCAGAGCUAUGCCUUGUCGAGGCUAGCGGAGUCGACGUGGGGACUGGGGCUAGCCAAAGCGCGAGAAGUGUACAAAAAGUGCAUCCGGUCAGCGCUGGCCUAUGGCGCAUCGUCGUUCCACAUCCCCACGGAUGUGGGAGGCGAGCCGGUAAAGAAAGGCAUCACCAAGGCCCUCGGGAAGGCCCAGAACAAAAGCUUGCGGAUUGUAGCGGGAGCCUACAAGCACACUCCCAUCCGCAACCUCGAGACGGAGACAUGGGUGCCGCCGUUGGACCUAUAUUCCAACAAACGGCUUGCGGACUUUGAGACCAGGCUCCAGCGAACCGACCUGGACGACGGCCAGGGUGUCAAAAAGACCGCAGGGAGCGUUAUUCUUACCGCCUGUAGCAAGAUACAGCAGAGGCUACGCUCGAGGAGCGGCAACAGGGGCCGGCCGCGAACCGUAGGGCUACGGGAGCCCACGGCGGUGGAGAAAGCCGCGGGUAGGAUCGCGCGCUGGACGGGGGGGAUCGCAGACACGGACAGGGUAGUAGAAAACGCCUGGAAAGCGAGGUGGUUAAAGGAACGGGACGGCAGGGCAAUCACCAGGCCGGCGGACGACUUUGACCAUCAGCAGGAGACGCUAUUCCGGAACGGAACCCUAAGGAGGCACGACGGUCUCAGCAAGGCAAAGAGCUCACUGCUGAUUCAAAUCCGGACGGGAGCAAUAGGCUUACGGGACUUCUUGUUUACACGGGGAGUCCCGGAGGUUCUGACUCCUGCCUGCGAGUGUGGCGAGGGACGAGAGACUGCCGAACACCUGGUAGUGUGGUGUUUGGCCCCACCGUUGACUAGAAGAUGGGAGAGAACUGGAAUUCGGACACGACGGGACUUUUACUCUGUUCUACACGGCAUCAAUCCCACGACUGCACGGCUCGCGAGGAGAGUUCUCGACUGGCUGAUGGACUCGGGGAAGCUGCCGAUGUACAACUUAGCCAGGAGGCUCGAGCUGGAAGCGGCGGCCUGA